CUGUACGGCACAGUAGAAAUCUCAGUACUCACCGUUGCGUUGGUGCGCGCGAUUUGUGAACGACGCGGGCCGAUACACGACAGAAUAAUUCUAAAUCUUUUCCAUCCGCAACACGGUUCAAGGCUAUAUCGGUUCAGUGAAAGUAUCGUUUAGUUUUGCACAACGAAGGCCAAGUUUUUAAGCCAAACAUUAGCCGCUUAUACAUACAAGAUGAGAAGACAGAAAUUCACAAAUAUUCGUACACGGAUUACAUCGAAGUAAGAUUUGAUAGAAUGAGGUGAAUUCGAUCGACUUCUUCUUUCCAUUAGAAAAUAAUGCCUUCGAGCGGAUCUUCUAAAGUGCCCAAGGUAGACAGGUCCACAAGUCCUCUGCCGCACAAGCCUGUAAAUCCUGUUCAAGAACUAAAAGCUUUGUUUGCCGAACCACCGUCGAACGUUUCAUACGAUGCUAAAGAGCCAGACUUCCGCUUUGAGGCGAUUCAGUGCCUACAAACCACCGUAUUCAAGGAACCUAAAGCACUGCCAGAUCGGGGGACAUGGAGCAGUAAGAUUGAGUUCAUCCUCUCCGUAAUAGGACUGGCUAUAGGAUUAGGAAAUUUGUGGCGAUUCCCUUAUCUCUGUUACAAAAAUGGCGGUGGUGCUUUUAUGGUGCCUUACUUUAUCGCUCUCGCACUAGCCGGAGUACCCAUGUUCCUUAUGGAAUUAUCUUUAGGACAGAUGAUGACCAUAGGUGGAUUAGGUGUUUUUAAGAUAGCUCCGCUUUUCAAAGGCAUUGGGUAUGCUACUUGUGUCAUAUCCUGUUGGACGAACGUAUACUAUAUCAUUAUUCUGGCAUGGGCACUUUUUUAUUUUUUGGUUUCCUUAAGAUUUGACGUACCAUGGAGAACCUGCGGUAACUCUUGGAAUACGCGUUACUGUCUUACACCUACAGAACGUUUGGAAGCAUUGUGUUGGCCCGAAAAUAACGAUACGAUAUGUUCUACUUCGAUCGGUAAUUUGAGUCACAGUUUAUUGAACGAUCCAGUGAAAGAAUUUUGGGAGAGGCGCACUCUUCACAUUUCUCACGGUAUAGAAGACGUUGGUUCAAUAAGAUGGGAAUUAGCGGGUACAUUGGCUAUCGUAUGGAUUAUGUGUUAUUUCUGUAUUUGGAAAGGUGUGAAAUGGACUGGAAAGGUUGUUUAUUUUACAUCGUUAUUUCCAUACGCGUUACUUGCGAUCUUACUAGUACGAGGAUUGACGCUUCCAGGAGCAAUGGAAGGAUUAAAAUAUUAUGCAACACCGAAUUUAUCGAAACUCAGUGAUCCCGAGGUGUGGAUAGAUGCUGUCACCCAAAUAUUUUUUUCUUAUGCACUGGGUUUAGGUGCAUUGGUUGCGCUUGGAAGUUACAAUAAAUUCAAUAAUAACGUUUAUAAAGACGCACUUAUCGUGUGUACAGUAAAUUCUUGUACAAGCAUGCUCAGCGGCGUCGUUAUAUUUUCUGUAGUUGGUUUUAUGGCUCACGAACAACAAAAACCUGUGGCGGACGUAGCAGCUUCUGGUCCGGGUUUAGCUUUCUUGGUUUAUCCUUCCGCAGUUCUGGAAUUGCCAGGAUCAUCUAUUUGGGCUUGUUUAUUCUUUUUCAUGCUUAUUCUUAUUGGUUUAGAUAGCCAGUUUUGCACGGUCGAAGGUUUUAUAACAGCCGCGGUAGAUGAAUGGCCGCGUUUACUCAGAAAACGAAAAGAAAUAUUUAUAGCAAUCGUGUGUUUCAUCUCAUAUCUGAUCGGCCUUACUUGUGUUACUGAAGGAGGAAUGUAUGUAUUCCAGUUGUUAGACUCGUAUGCUAUAAGCGGAUUUUGUCUUCUGUUUUUAAUAUUUUUUGAGUGCAUUUCUGUCUCAUGGGCGUACGGUGUAAAUCGUUUCUAUGAUGGACUUCGCGACAUGAUCGGUUAUUAUCCAUGUUGUUGGUGGAAAAUAUGUUGGACAUUUACUACUCCUGCCAUUUGUAUAGGUGUUUUUUCUUUUAACAUAAUUAAAUUCGUGCCCGUAAAAUAUCUCGCGUAUGAGUAUCCAUGGUGGAGUCAUAUGUUGGGAUGUUUCUUUGGUCUUUCCUCAAUGUUGUGUAUUCCAGGAUAUAUGAUUUAUAUUUGGGUUGUCACACCCGGAACUACCUCCGAGAAAUUCCGAAAGUUAAUAAAAAUAGAAGAUGAUGUUGCUACUUUGCGGAUGAAAUUAAAUCCAACAAAAGCUGCCGCUAUCAGCGCAGAUCUCGAACUAUAACAGCGUUAUUGUUCGUUGGGCUAAAUAAAAAUACAAACGAUGCUUGUGUGUUCUUUACAAAUGUAUGACUGAGCAGAAGCGCGAGUUCAUAUGUUGAAUAUCAUAUCGCAUACUCAUGUAAUCAUUUAUCACAAGAAAUAAACAUCUAGUACAUGUAUA
This is a messenger RNA of Ceratina calcarata, 2414 nucleotides long. It is a transcript of the gene Gat-1B, whose product is annotated as GABA neurotransmitter transporter-1B. Gene Ontology annotation, cellular component: neuron projection; plasma membrane. The record is from RefSeq and is a predicted model, not a curated record. The transcript has 15 exons. Gene Ontology annotation, biological process: sodium ion transmembrane transport; nitrogen compound transport; amino acid transport. Gene Ontology annotation, molecular function: gamma-aminobutyric acid:sodium:chloride symporter activity. The coding region runs from base 315 to 2255 and encodes 646 amino acids. Lineage: Eukaryota; Metazoa; Arthropoda; Insecta; Hymenoptera; Apidae.